Diceros bicornis minor is the source of this 1513-nucleotide messenger RNA. RefSeq names its product angiopoietin like 1 (gene ANGPTL1). The record is from RefSeq and is a predicted model, not a curated record. The transcript is spliced from 4 exons. Bases 22 to 1497 code for a protein of 491 amino acids. Gene Ontology annotation, biological process: cell surface receptor protein tyrosine kinase signaling pathway. NCBI's taxonomy places the organism in Eukaryota, Metazoa, Chordata, Mammalia, Perissodactyla, Rhinocerotidae.
AUCAUACAACCUCAUUUCAAAAUGAAGGCUUUUAUCUGGACCCUAAGUGUGCUGUUCUUCCUACUAAUGGGCACUGGACAUUGCAGAGGAGGACAGUUCAAAACAAAAAAAAUAACCCAGAGGAGAUACCCUCGUGCCACAGAUGGUAAAGAGGAAGCAAAGAAAUGUGCAUACACAUUCCUGGUACCUGAACAAAAAAUAACAGGGCCAAUUUGUGUCAACACCAAAGGGCAAGAUGCAGGUACCAUUAAACACAUGAUCACCAGGAUGGACCUUGAAAACCUGAAGGAUGUGCUCUCCAGGCAGAAGCGGGAGAUAGAUGUCCUGCAAUUGGUGGUGGAUGUAGAUGGAAACAUUGUGAAUGAGGUAAAGCUGCUGAGAAAAGAAAGCCGUAACAUGAACUCUCGUGUUACUCAACUCUAUAUGCAACUAUUACAUGAGAUUAUCCGUAAGAGGGAUAACUCACUUGAACUUUCCCAAUUGGAAAAUAAAAUCCUCAAUGUCACCACAGAAAUGUUGAAGAUGGCAACAAGGUACAGGGAACUGGAGGUGAAAUAUGCUUCUUUGACUGAUCUUGUCAAUAACCAGUCUGUGAUGAUCACUUUGUUGGAAGAACAGUGCUUAAGGAUAUUUUCCCGACAAGACCCCCAUGUGUCUCCUCCUCUUGUCCAGGUGGUGCCACAACAUAUUCCUAACAGUCACCAGUAUACUCCUGGCCUGCUGGGAGGUAAUGAGAUACAGAGGGAUCCAGGUUAUCCCAGAGAUUUAAUGCCACCACCUGAUUUGGCAACUUCUCCCACCAAAAGCCCUUUCAAGAUACCACCAGUAACUUUCAUCAAUGAAGGACCAUUCAAAGACUGUCAGCAUGCAAAAGAAGCUGGACAUUCAGUCAGUGGGAUUUAUAUGAUUAAACCUGAAAACAGCAAUGGACCAAUGCAGUUAUGGUGUGAGAACAGUUUGGAUCCUGGGGGUUGGACUGUUAUUCAGAAAAGAAUGGAUGGCUCUGUCAACUUCUUCAGAAAUUGGGAAAAUUAUAAGAAAGGGUUUGGGAACACUGAUGGAGAAUAUUGGCUUGGACUGGAAAAUAUCUAUAUGCUUAGCAAUCAAGAUAAUUAUAAAUUGUUGAUUGAAUUAGAAGACUGGAGUGAUAAAAAAGUCUAUGCAGAAUAUAGCAGCUUUCGUCUGGAACCUGAAAGUGAAUACUAUAGACUGCGCCUAGGAACUUACCAGGGAAAUGCAGGGGAUUCUAUGAUGUGGCAUAAUGGUAAACAGUUCACCACACUCGACAGAGAUAAAGAUAUGUAUGCAGGAAACUGCGCCCACUUUCAUAAAGGAGGAUGGUGGUACAAUGCCUGUGCACAUUCUAACCUAAAUGGAGUAUGGUACAGAGGAGGCCAUUACAGAAGCAAGUACCAAGAUGGAAUUUUUUGGGCUGAAUAUCGAGGCGGGUCAUACUCCUUGAGAGCAGUUCAGAUGAUGAUCAAGCCUAUUGACUGAAAAGAGACAGUCUCCA